CUGAACUGUAAAAAAAAAAGGUACAUGUGACAAAAUAAUUAUAAGUAAAAUUCUUUCUUAAACAGCAGUAAUGUGAUAGUAGUCAUUGGCUGUAAAAGCGCCAUGUUGCUCCUCACUGACAGGAAAACAGAAUGGCGGGAAAAGGUGACUCUCGCGUUUCGGUUUGGCGCAGCGCGUGGCCUUGUGGGAAAUGUAGUCCUGGGAGGAAAAACGCCCGCCCUCUUUUUUUCCCCUCUGUGCGAAGCAGGUCGGAGCGCAACUCGGAGCUGAACACGAUUAUUACAUAAAUAACUCCAUAAACCUCUACCACCGGUUCCGUGUAGGGAGAAGUUCUCCACCAUGUCUGAUGAUGGAGGAGUUGGAGAAAAUAAACAUGAGUUUCCAGCACAUUAUAAAGUCAUGCUGGAUAAACUGAAUGAACAGAGACAGCUGGACCAGUUCACAGACAUCACACUGAUCGUAGAUGGUCAUCAGUUUCGAGCCCAUAAAGCUGUGCUGGCUGCCUGCAGUCAGUUCUUCCAUAAGUUCUUUCAGGACUUCACUCAGGAACCACUGGUUGAGAUUGAAGGCGUGAGUAACAGUGCGUUUUGUCACCUGAUGGAGUUCACCUACACGGCCAAGCUCGCUCUGAGAGGACAGGAGGACGUGAUGGACGUGUGGAGAGCAGCUGAGUAUCUGCAGAUGCAGGAGGCCAUUAAAGCUCUAAACAACAGGAUGAAGAGCGAGGACAGGAGCACGCUGGGGUCUGAGGCUCAGCCCCUCUCUGACCAACCCAAAGCCAAGAAGAGAAAAAUCGCAGAGACGUCGAAGGUGAUCACGGAAACCCUGCCCGAGGCAGAGGCGGAGGCGGUGGAGAUCGAGGUGGAUGUCGAGGACGAAGCCAUUGUUCAGGAGUGUGUGAUGGAGGAGGAGGUGACAGACGGAGGGAGGGAAACAGAUGACUCCGCCCUCGCGCUGCUCGCUGACAUUACCAGUAAAUACCAGCAGGGGGAGCAAAACGUGAAGCAGGGCCAGGAGGAGGUGGGGGAGUUGCAGGAGGAGGCUGUGAUGGCCACAAAAACGCUGGAGGGGAUCGAGGUGGUGGAGGUGCAGAUCUCUGAUAACAUGUUCCGCUGUGAUAAGUGUGAACGCUGCUUUAAACUCUUCUACCACCUGAAGCAGCACAUGAAGACACACACCACCUGCUCGGACAAACCCUACGUGUGUAAACACUGCGGGAAGACGUACGCUCGCGAGGGAGCGCUCAAACAGCACGUUAACACGUGUCACUACGACGCCGAGGAGCUGAGCAAGAAGCUGAAAAAGAAAGUGCACAUGUGUGUGUACUGUAGUAAAGAGUUCGAUCACUUCGGCCACUUCAAAGAACAUUUACGGAAACACACAGGUGAGAAACCCUUCAAAUGUCCAGAUUGUCACGAGCGCUUUGCCCGGAACAGCACACUGAAGUGCCACAUGUCGGCGUGUCAGAACGGAGCAGGAGCCAAAAAAGGGCGGAAAAAACUCUAUGAGUGUCAGGUGUGUGGUGAGGUGUUUAAUAGCUGGGAUCAGUUUAAAGAUCACCUGGCGAUCCACACAGGUGACAAACCAAAUCACUGUACGAUGUGUGAUCAGUGGUUCACUCACGCGCAGGAUCUCACUGCUCACCUGCAGCAGCAGCACGCUGUCCAGGAAGAGGAUGGAGCCAUGGUGGAGGAGAGAGUGGAGCUGGAGGAUGGCGUGAUGAUGGCAGAGCAGGUGGAGCUGCAGGACAGAGAGAUGAAAGAACAGGUGGAGCUGCAGGGCGCAGUGAUCGAGGGAAGAGUGGAGCUGCAGGGUGGAGUGAUGGUGGAGGAACGAGUGAUUAUGGAAGGACAGAUGGAGCUGCGAGACGAAGUAAUGGUGGAGGGACAAGUGGUACUGCAGGAUGGAGUGAUGGAGCAGCAAGUGAUUCUGCAGGACGGAGUGAUGGUGGAAGGACGAGUGGAGCUGCAGGAUGGAGUGAUGGUGGAAGGACAAGUGGAGCUGCAGGACGGAGUGAUGGUGGAAGGACAAGUGGAGCUGCAGGACGGAGUGAUGGAGCAGCCGGUGGUUUUGCAGGAUGGAGUGAUGAUAGAGGAGCGUUUAGAGCUGCAGGAUGGGGUGAUCGUGGAGAACCAGGUGGAGAACCAGGUGGAGACGGUGUUGAUAGAGGUGGAGGAGGAUGGAGUGAAGGAACAGACUCAGAGUGUGAACGUAUGAAAGUGGAUAAACGUGAGAGAGGAAACUGUGAAUGAAUGAUAUUUAUUUUUGUAAAGCAGAUCACAUGUCUCUCCUCACUGCUGCCAGCUUCCAGAACAUUCUCAGCUCGCUCCUCGUCCAGGGGGGCGUGUCCCAAACACCUUUACACCACUUACAUAUAAAAAGAGUGACAAUAAUCGAAACCUAGCUUCAACAGCAGGGGGCAGUGUUUACAACCGCAGCAUGUGACAUCACAUUAUUGUUAUUUUAAAACGGUUGGACUGUUUUUAGCUGCACAAUAAAACAAUUUCAGCUGGUCAUUAUUUAACGUUACAGCUUUAGCUGUUUAUCGCAUUAUUAAACCUGUGAGCCGUGUUGACUAGCCUGCUAGCUAACGCUACGCUAACUACUGUACUGUGUGAUUUGCCCCUGUACUUUACGCUAAGCUGUAAACAAGAGAGAAAGCUAGUGGUGAUGUCAUAAGUCUGUGAUUGAAUGUUAAAUAUAAGAAGCCCCGCCCCCUUGCUGACCCGGAGGCGUGUGUGUGUGUGUGUGUGUGUGUGUGUGUGUUCGGGGGGGGGGUGUUAUGGAGUAUAUCAGCUCCACCUGUGAUGAAGGUGAUGAUGGAGGAUUGGGACACGCCCCUGCAGCAGGUGGAGGAGUGUUUAUUUAUUUCUUGUCGCAUUUUCAUGUCACCUUUCACAAAGUAGCAACAAAACACUUUUAUUCUCUUUAUUAUUAUCAUUAUUACAGGUUCUCUUUUUUUGUAAAGGAUUUUUGCAAAUGCUUUUUUUUUAUGGAAGGUGCUCCCCACCUCUCUCUCUCUCUCCCCCCUCCCUCUCUCUCUCUCUCUCUCUCUCUUCCCCUCUCUCUAACCCUAACCCCCUCUGGGGUAAUGUGGCACUGUAGUGACUCUAAAGGGCUUCACCACAAUGUUGCACGUCUCCGAUAUGAUUUCAGAUUGUAAUGCGUUUGUACACAGCAAUAAAGUCUCAUCUAAACUCUG
This is a messenger RNA of Silurus meridionalis, 3202 nucleotides long. It is a transcript of the gene zbtb35, whose product is annotated as zinc finger protein 131. Gene Ontology annotation, biological process: regulation of transcription by RNA polymerase II. Bases 340 to 2217 code for a protein of 625 amino acids. The record is from RefSeq and is a predicted model, not a curated record. The transcript is spliced from 7 exons. Gene Ontology annotation, cellular component: nucleus. NCBI's taxonomy places the organism in Eukaryota, Metazoa, Chordata, Actinopteri, Siluriformes, Siluridae. Gene Ontology annotation, molecular function: RNA polymerase II cis-regulatory region sequence-specific DNA binding; DNA-binding transcription factor activity, RNA polymerase II-specific; protein binding.